Molecule: messenger RNA, 639 nt
Organism: Eruca vesicaria subsp. sativa (arugula)
Lineage: Eukaryota; Viridiplantae; Streptophyta; Magnoliopsida; Brassicales; Brassicaceae
Source: the annotation of a GenBank genome assembly
UAGAGAACUCACGAGACUUCUAUAUCAUUGUUCUACAGUGAGUCUUCAUUUCUCAUCGAUCAUGAUCUCCGUUGUAAUCAUUACUGAGCUACUAGUGGAGUACACGACAUCUCUCGUCAAACUCGCCGCUGGUAUUCUUCCGAGGCGGCAAAGCGACGGAAACUUCAUAAGGAUUGGGAAUUUCUCCAUGUAUUGUCCUCCUAGAUCAUCGCCGGUUCCAGAUUUCUCUUCCCAUCUCGUCGAUUUUUGAUCUGUGACUAUUGAAUAUGAGUGACAGCUGAGGAUUUUUUUUUGUUCUCCCUUUUGGAUCAUUGAGCAAGCUAGAGAUUUGUAAACCUCAAUUAUCUUGUUUUUUUUUUACUUUAACUUUUCUACUACUAACUCUUUCUCCAUGUCAUCAUAUUCGAUUUUUGUUGUCUUUAAAGUAAUUAUGAUUUUGUAUUUUUAUUGAAUUAUACAAUAAAAAUUAUGAUUUUGAUUUCUUGAUGGUUCUUGUUUUUUUUCCUUAGUGUAUGAUAAUUGAUAAUCUGUUAUGAUAAUUGACAAUCUGUUGUACUCUGUCCAAUUGAUAAUUGACCCGGCCAGUGAUGACUUUGAGGCGUUGGUCUCUUUUUGGUUGUUAUGAGUAAUGACAUGGGG